GAAUUCAUGAAUAUUGCUUGAAAAACAAGAAGUAUAAGAAUCCAUUAUAUAUGAAACUCACAUUCUAACCAACCAGCUUGAAAAUUUCCCUCGUUGGAAUGAAUCCCAUCUCUUUUAAUAACCCAGACUUCUAUGAAUCACAAUCCACUUUUAAGUCCUCUAUUUAUAGCACUAGAUCUCUUCUUCUUGUUGUUGCUCUUCUUCUUCCCCACUAUGUCUAAAGCAAAUGUGAGAAAGCAAGGUCUUGAGAGAAGCAAAAGUGUCAAAGAGACACAGAAACCAAGCCAGAGCUUUUUCCCCAAGUACCUCAAGAAAGUGUAUCCAAUUGGGCUUCAGAAAAGCAAUUCAUCUCUAUCCUUGUCAUCAUUGUCUUUGUCUCUCUCACAGAACUCAAAUGACUCUUCUCUCACAGCAGAUUCUCUGACACCAUUGGACCAGAAGAUUUCAUUGGCUCUGCGCUUGAUUUCGCCUCACCAUAGAAAGGAGCCUGCUCCUGUAACUAAAACUGCACAGCAGCAGCAGCAGCCAACUCAACAGAACAAUCCUACUGAGCCUGGGGAAUUGAGAAGGUGCAAUUGGAUCACAAAGAACAGUGUCAUUUGCAGUCAGAGAAAUUGUGAGUAUGAAAAUGACGGAGGUCUUUGUGCAGAUAAGGCUUACAUAGAAUUUCAUGAUGAGUGCUGGGGGGUUCCAGCUUAUGAUGACAACAAAUUGUUUGAGCUGCUUGCAAUGUCUGGCUUGUUGAUGGACUACAACUGGACAGAAAUUCUGAAAAGGAAGGAAAUUCUCAGAGAAGUUUUUGCUGGCUUUGAUCCUCACACAGUUGCAAAAAUGGAGGAGAAAGACAUCAUGGAGAUAGAAUCAAACAAGGCUCUUUCAUUAGCAGAAAGCAGAGUAAGGUGCAUAGUAGACAAUGCCAAAUGCAUAGUAAAGAUUGUGAGAGAAUGUGGAUCAUUCAGUAACUACAUAUGGGGACAUGUAAAUCACAAACCAGCCAUUAACAGAUACAAAUACCCAAGAAAUGUGCCAUUGAGAUCACCAAAAGCUGAGGCCAUAAGCAAAGACUUGGUCAAAAGAGGGUUUAGACUUGUGGGGCCCGUUAUAGUUCACUCAUUCAUGCAAGCAGCAGGUUUGACCAUUGACCACCUUGUGGAUUGUUACAGGCACAGUGAGUGUGUGAGCCUUGCUGAAAGACCUUGGAGGCAUAUCUAACACACAAAUUUUUAAGAGAUUCUUAUAAAUAUUUGAUUUAUUAAAACUGGGUACAUCAAAUUACUGAUCUAAAUCCUCUGCAAGAGCUGUACAGUCCAAUAAGAAAAAAGGUAGACAUGUGGGCAUGUUCCUACUACCAUCUCUAUCUUUCUUCUCACUAGACCAUACUAGAGAGGUUAUGAGUUUGAAAUCGAUGUUUUAACUAUGUAUUUUUUGUAAUAUAAAAAUCAAAUUUAUCUAAAUUUUCUUAUAUAAUUUGGUUACAAGAUUUCAGUUGGAUUUGAUGAGCUAAAAAUUUUUACUUUCUGCAGCAGUUGAGCAAGUAAAUACAUGUAUAAUAUACAGCUAACAACUCCAGUUUUUUUUUUGUAUUUUUUUGGAGGAUUUUCGGGUGAUGUUUCUUUAUUUUUUUUCUUUUGUAUAAUGCAUGAUGAUAAAGUAUUGUCAUUGUUGCCACAAUAAAUAAAGUGUUCUGCUCCCUGUUUGGCUUAUUAUUAAAGUCUUAGUGUUUGCUGGUA
Molecule: messenger RNA, 1730 nt
Organism: Prosopis cineraria
Lineage: Eukaryota; Viridiplantae; Streptophyta; Magnoliopsida; Fabales; Fabaceae
Exons: 5
Coding region: 133-1212 (359 amino acids)
Biological process (GO): base-excision repair
Molecular function (GO): DNA-3-methyladenine glycosylase activity
Source: RefSeq, a predicted model, not a curated record